Messenger RNA from Acromyrmex echinatior (Panamanian leafcutter ant), 3406 nucleotides. RefSeq names its product MAX dimerization protein (gene Mxd). The record is from RefSeq and is a predicted model, not a curated record. Gene Ontology annotation, biological process: regulation of transcription by RNA polymerase II. Gene Ontology annotation, molecular function: RNA polymerase II cis-regulatory region sequence-specific DNA binding; DNA-binding transcription factor activity, RNA polymerase II-specific; protein dimerization activity. Lineage: Eukaryota; Metazoa; Arthropoda; Insecta; Hymenoptera; Formicidae.
UUGACAUCGAUAAAUGCGUGCGAGUGCUCGCGAAGCGCGGAGGUGUCAAGCUGUCGCUCGCCCGCUCGCUCGGCUCGGUCGUUCGUACAUUCGUUCAUAUAUUCGUCCGCGUUCGCGUAUCGUCUGCGAAUCGACGUCGUAGUCGCUAUUUAAAUCAUCGCCCGUUUUUCGUCGCCGUGACCGUUUGCUCAUUCUCCAUUCGUGUACGGUAUUGUUCGUUGUCCGAUCAGCUUGUUCCCACCCCGCCACCGCUGUGCGCCCCUCCGCCCCUGUGGGAAACCUAUGUGUGCGGGAGAAAGAGAGAAAGAGAGAGAAAGAGAGAGAGAGAGAGAAUUAAUAGUGCUGGAUAGUGCCGAUCAUCCAACACAACAUAGUAGGGAAACACAGACACCUGCAAUCGGCGGGUAAAUGUGGUGAAACGCAGUGAGAAAGGAGCAGUGGAAACCAGAAGAGGAGAAGAGCACGGUCGCGGCAACAGGAGGAGGAAUCAAGACGACUGAACGAUCGCGAUUGAAGCAGAGACACGUGAAGAAGAAAGAAAAUAGAAAUACAUGAUUCCUAACGUUUAAAAAAGAAGAACGCUGAAAACGGAGCACUCGAGUAAAUGCGCUCGUGCAUUCCUGAGUGCUGGAGAUCGAUUGACAGUGAUCAAUAGAGAGAAAGAGAGAGAGAGAAAGAGAGAGAGAGAGUGAUACGCGAAUUCACCAAGCGAAGGGGGGAUAUUUGAGAGAAGCUGAGCUUAUUUGAAAAAGCUGGAAUCAACUUGGUAGAAAAAAAUUCAUUAAGCCACUCGAGAUCCCUCGAAGACGACGAUCGACGAGGGAAGAGAGUCCAGCUGGAAAUAUUCAUUGAUCGUUGUUUAUUCGUGACGAAGGCGAGGGAGCGACCGUUGGAGAAUCAAACAGGAGCAGCGGUGUAGAAAGAAAACUUUCCGCGUAUCUCCGUCUCGGCGACUCGGCCUCGGUUGCCGCUGCUGUUGCCCGCCGCCGUCGCUGUCGCCGUCCGCGCGGAUUGGUGCACGUUCCUCUCGUUCGGCGUGCGUCGGUGUCGUCAUCGGUUGGUUUACUUGUGCGCGUUCGUGCGCGCAGUUACGCGGCCGAAGGUAGUCGACGUGCGGCGGAGUCGCCCGAGGCGGCGCGGCGCGGCGCGGCGGCCGAAGACAUCACGAUUACGUAUCUCGCCGGUACUCCCCUUCCUCCCCCUUCAUUCUCGCCUGCGCGUCCGUUGUACGCGCACGUGCGCGCGCGCGUCGUGUGUGUGUGUGUGUGGUGUGGUGUGUGUGUGUGUCUCUCUGUCUCUCUCUCUGCUGUGCUGUGCGUGAGGCUGUGUACGUCCUCGGCACGUGUGUUGGCGCGGGAGCGUGCGGCAGAAGAAAGGGGAACGAGCGCGAACGGAAGCAGCCAGGAUUACUCCAAACCAAGGAAAUAUGAGCAUUGCUGCCCUAUUACAAGCCGCCGAGUACAUUGAACGAAGGGCAAGAGAAGCUGAACAUGGCUAUGCUUCAACGAUGCCAAUACCCGACGAUAUGCGGACGAUUACAAAGAGGCCAAAGACGAAGAAGUCCCAAGGCAGCAGAACGACUCAUAAUGAGUUGGAAAAAAAUAGGAGAGCCCAUCUUAGGACUUGUCUUGAGAAGCUGAAGCUGCUAGUGCCACUCGGGCCUGAAACCUCGAGACACACCACGUUGGGUCUUUUGACCAAGGCCAAGCGUUUUAUCAAGAACCUGGAGGAGCGCGAGCGUAAGCAUACCUCGCAAAAGGACCAGCUGUCGCGCGAGCACAGGUUCCUGAGACGGCGGCUCGAGCAGCUGACGAACCAGACCGGCCUCCAUGGCCUUCAUGCGCUUCAUGGCCUCCACGGGCUUAGCACGAGCGCGCCGACCGACUCCGUCGCCGCCACCACCGCCUCCGCAGCGAUGCUGUCUAAGCGGCGUAGUAUCUCUGAGUGCUCCCUGGGCACGGCAUCCACCAGCUCGACCGGAAGCUCCAGUAACUCGGACAGGUCUGCAGGUAGCCCAUCCAUCUCGGAGUCCGAUGAAGUGGACGUGAUUGGUUACACGAGCAAUCAAUCGGACACCGAUGAUCAUAGUAGCGUACAGAGUAGUAGCGACAGCGGUGUCGCGAUGUCCACCUCCAGACUGACUCUUUCCGAGAUGAUGGACAAUCUUUAGACAAAGAGGCGGUGCGAUGCGAUGGCGGCGAAAGAAGAAACGAUUGAAGAAGGAAAAGGGAAAAGGAUAGGGGAUAGGAGAUAGAGCGAAAGGAAGAAGAUCCAUCGGGGCGUACGAAAAUUGACGGCGCGCGAAAUAUCGACUCAUACACACAUUACAUAUAUACACAUAAAAUGCACAUUUAAAUUCGUACUCAAUGCAACUUUGUCCUUCCAAAAUGGCCUGACUGGCAAAUGUUAAAGAAGAAGAAGAAGAAGAAGAAGAAAAAGAAGAAGAAGAAGUCUUUUGGAUAUCUCGACUUGCGAAGAUUUUCAAACAAAACGGAAUAGAUUUAAAAAAUCAGAUAUGAAAGAGCUACGAGAUACUUGGAUUACCAAGGCUCAAAAAACAUCAAUCAUGACGCAAAAAAAAAUAGAAGAAACGUUAUCUUUGAUAUCAUCUAGCCUAUUAUAAAGAAGAGAAGAAGUCUUCAAUACUUUCAUUGAAUAUUGCGAAGAAGAGAUAAAUAACUUGAAAAAAGAAGAGACUAAUUAAAAACUAAAGACAGAAGAAAUGGUCCAUUCUAAGGUUAUUAUAUGAAAACGAAAAACAGUUUGAGAACAGAUUAAAACAAAAGGAUAUAAAUAUAAAUAUUAUCAGCUAAGAAGAACAACAUUUGGAAAUAUUGAUCGGAGAAAUCAAUAAGAAAAUAAACCAACCGCUUUCAAAAAACUGUAAAUGCAAAUGGAAGAUUUUACAUUUUCCGAAAUCGCAGUAAAGUCUGAUAUAUUAUGCAUUCAAAUGAAAAUAAAAGAAAAACAACGAGGAGAAAAGAAGAUGAAAGAAACGAAAUAAAAGAAAAAAGUUAAUAGACAAGAAGGUAAAUAAUUUAGGACAAAGGUAGAGAAUUAAGAAGAAAUGAGGAAAGUAAGAAGAGAAAAAAUAGGAGAAAAUUUGACGAACAAAAAAUAAGCCACUUUUCAGAAAAUUGAUGUCGAUGAAAAAGGAAUGGAAGCAUGGAAAAUAAGAGAAAAAAAUUGAGCAGAAAGGAAAGAAAAAAAAGUAGCAUGAACAACUAGAAGAGUGUGAAAAAGAAGAUUAUUGUAAAUUAUCGAGAAUUGACGAAAUCAUAGCAGCAUUGUAUAUAUUUUUAAGAACAUGCAGAUUUAUUAAGACAGCGUGGAUGUGCUGCAAGAGGAAAGAGCGAAAGGGAGAGAAAGAGAGAGAGAGAGAGAGAGAGAGAGAGAGAGAGAGAGA